Molecule: messenger RNA, 765 nt
Organism: Olea europaea var. sylvestris
Lineage: Eukaryota; Viridiplantae; Streptophyta; Magnoliopsida; Lamiales; Oleaceae
Exons: 1
Coding region: 1-765 (254 amino acids)
Source: RefSeq, a predicted model, not a curated record
AUGUAUCACGCCAUUUUCAUUAACGGUGAAUACAGAAUUUUCCUGCCAUUUUCAUUGUCUUCUUCAGCUCUUCCAUUGCAAAAUUCUCAUGGUAUCAGAGCAUUGAAGUUUCUUUUGGCAAUGGCAAGAGAGUUUAAUCAACAAGUAGAGGUUCAACAUCAGCCAGCUCACGCUGAUCCAGCAGUCGAUCCUCUUGUUAUAGAUCAGAGUGCUGGAGAUGCAAAUAAUACUGUUAAUCGAUCGAUAAAUGAUCCUAACAGUCCUUAUUAUCUCCACUAUGGCGACAAUACAGGUAUGCAGCUCAUAGCUAUCAUGUUAUCUGAGGAUAAUUACACCACAUGGAGUCGUGCAGUUAUCAUAGCUCUCAGUGUCAAAAAUAAGGAAGGUUUUAUUGAUGGAUCCAUUACUAAACCUGCUGAGAAUGAUCUGGUUUAUGGUGCUUGGAGGCGAUGCAAUCAUGUAGUUUCUUCCUGGAUCAUAAAUUCCAUUCCAAAGGAACUUUAUCCAAGUGUAAUGCAUAAGGAUUCAGCUCGGCAGAUUUGGAUUGAACUAAAAGAUCGCUACAGCCAAGGAAAUGGAUCUCAAAUUUAUGAGAUAAAGAAGCAAAUUGCUUCAAUUUCUCAGGACAAUAACUCCAUCAAUUCUUACUUCAAUCGGUUUAAAGGCCUAUGGGAAGAAUUAGACAAUUAUAGGCCGGAGGUAAGUAGUGCAGACUACAAAACUGAAGAUCAAGUUAUGCAAUUCCUAAUGGGUCUAGAUGAUUGA